Pseudogymnoascus destructans is the source of this 345-nucleotide messenger RNA. RefSeq lists its product as uncharacterized. Bases 1 to 345 code for a protein of 114 amino acids. The record is from RefSeq and is a predicted model, not a curated record. NCBI's taxonomy places the organism in Eukaryota, Fungi, Ascomycota, Leotiomycetes, Thelebolales, Thelebolaceae. The transcript is spliced from 2 exons. Gene Ontology annotation, molecular function: nucleic acid binding; zinc ion binding.
AUGGUACGAGAACUUACUGCCUUCGACCAGGAACUGUGCCAGAACAAGGAAUUGAAUCCGCUACCCGCCCCUGCAAGGAUGUCCACACGCGUCGGUGUCGAAGCCGACUCAAGCCACACCUGCUCUGUUUACCCGAGCCACGUCCUCCCCAAGCCAACGAUGCUGGAGCGUGUGAAGACCGCAGUCCCAGCAUCCUCAGGGAACUGUUUCAAGUGUGGCAAGCCUGGCCAUUUUUAUGCUACUAUCAAGGAAAUCAACCAUAACGACCCUGAGGCAGAAGAACAAUGGGAGGAAGCCGUGGAACUUCAAUGGGAUGCGUCCCUCGAGGAAAACGAUGAGGCCUAG